Messenger RNA from Penicillium soppii, 3432 nucleotides. RefSeq names its product extracellular serine-threonine rich protein. The coding region runs from base 1 to 3432 and encodes 1143 amino acids. NCBI's taxonomy places the organism in Eukaryota, Fungi, Ascomycota, Eurotiomycetes, Eurotiales, Aspergillaceae. The record is from RefSeq and is a predicted model, not a curated record. The transcript has 3 exons.
AUGAAGGUCUCUUCUGCCAUCGCUUUUUUCUCACUCCUGGCUUCUGGUCAAGCCACCGGAGCGUACUGGGGUUCCGAUGAGUGUUACUCUAGCCCAGGAAGAUCACCCAACAAGUGUAAUGACUAUCAGAAAGACGGCUUCAGCUGGUCUGAUCUUGCUGCCGGUUCUUUCUCUGACUAUGGUGGCUUCUCAUUCUCUGGUUUCACAUGUGGCAAUGGCUUUGGUUCCAGCCUUGGCAAGCGCGGUACCCAGAAAUGUAUUUCCGGUACGGUUUCCAAAGGCAGCUCCUCCAGCUCUUCUAGCUCCGCCAGCUCGGGCUCUUCGGCCCCUUCGUUUUCCUGCGGCUCAGAGGAGACUGGCUUCUCCGUGACAAACUUCCACGUUGCCACCGAGAAGGACACUGAAUUGCACAUCAUCUACACCAUGUCUGAUGGCUCGACUUGCAAGAACACAGCAUCCUGCAACUCAGGCGGUACCACGGUGACCAACGACCAGUGUGGUGGUGCCAAGACUGUCCACUUUGAGCUGCCUGAUGACAGUGAGCACGAGAGCUGCGGCUUCGGGAUUUACAGCGUUGGGUUUGACUGCACUCCUGGCUCCACUAGCACUGCGCCGGCGGCUGCCAGCUCCAUUCCUGCCACAUCGGAUGUUGUGCAUUCUGUCUCCGUUCCCAGCUCUUCGGCCUUGCCUGUGACUACCCCCGCUGCGAGCACUCCUGCUGUGAGCACUCCGGUGCAGAUGACAACCUCGACUGUCUACACCACCAGCGAGAUCACCAUAACCAGCUGCGCGGCUAGUGUCACUGAUUGCCCGGCUAAUUCCAUCACCGUCGUGACUUCGACUAUCGCUAUCUCGACUACUGUCUGCCCCGUCACCGAGACUUCCGCCGCUGCAACCUCCUCGUCCUUGCCUGCAGUACCCAGCCCUAGCAGCGUCCUGCCUGUUGCAUCGACGACUGCAUCACCUUUGUCCAGCGAGACCCCGGCCGGAGCAUCAUCCUCAGUCUGGGCCUCCUCGUCCGCUUGGUCUUCUUCUGCUAGUGAAAUUCCAGGAGAAUCAUCCUCUGUUUGGGGUUCAUCAUCUGCUUCGUCUUCUUCUGCUAGUGAGACUCCUGCUGAAACACCUGCACCCUCAACAUCAGCUAUCGCCACUCCUACUCAGUUUACUACCUCGACUGUGUACACUACAAGCGAGAUCACCAUCACUAGCUGUGCUGCUAGCAUUACUGACUGCCCGGCUGAUUCAACCACCGUCGUCACUUCGACCAUCGCUAUCUCGACCACUGUCUGCCCCGUCACCGAGACUACCGCCGCUGUAAGCUCCUCGUCCUUGCCUGCAGUACCUAGCCCCAGUAGCGUCCUGCCUGUUGGAUCGACGAUUGCAUCGCCUUCACCCAGUGAGACCCCGGCCGGGGCAUCGUCCUCGGUCUGGGUCUCCUCGUCCGCUUGGUCUUCAUCCGCCAGCGAGACACCUGCUGGAACAGGAACACCUGCACCUUCGACUCCAGCCAUCACCACACCUGCCCAGUUUACUACCUCGACUGUGUAUACCACAAGCGAGAUUACCAUCACUAGCUGUGCUGCUAGCAUUACUGACUGCCCGGCUGAUUCAACCACCGUCGUCACUUCGACCAUCGCUAUCUCGACUACUGUGUGCCCUGUCACUGAGACUACCACUGCUGCUACAGGUACUUCGUCUUUGCCCGGAGUCCCAAGCCCCAGCAGCGUCCUGCCUGUUGGAUCGACGAUUGCAUCGCCUUCACCAAGUGAUACCUCAGUCGGAGCAUCAUCCUCAAUUUGGGCCUCUUCGUCUUCUUGGUCAUACUCUGCUAGUGAAACUCCUGCACCGUCAUCUCCCGCAGGGACUCCCUCCGCUCCUGGCGAAACGAUAACAACUGUCGUGACCUAUGAGACUGUGACCACAUGCCCAGUGACUGACACUGUGACUUCCGGCUCUUCUACCUUUGUGACUACAUCACAGACCGUCUCUACAGUCACUUUGACUUCGACCGCUACUGUCUGCACUGCAUGCUCUGCUACUGCCACUUCUGUUGCUGGACAGAGCACUGCCAAUCCAUCUGGACCUGGUGAGACUUCUACCUCGGUUCCAUCUAGCACUCCUGAGGGUUCCAGUCCUGUCUCGUCUGCGACAGGAGAGGCUUCCAGUCCAGUUCCCAGUAGCCCCGCUGUCUCCAGCUCUGUGGGCUCCAGCGUUAAUGCCGGGUCCACAACUGCGGUGCCUCAGGGUACGACUGACACCGUUGUGACUUACGUGACUGUUACCACAUGCCCUGUCACCAACACCGUUACCUCUGGGUCGUCAACUUUCCUCACAACUUCCAGCACGGUUUCAACUGUCACAUUGACGUCCACCAACACGCCCUACUAUCCUAGCUCUGUCGGCGCCGCCAGUACUGUUUCCCCUUCUGAGACUGGAUAUGCUACCAGCCCGGCCCCUACCGGCCCCGCCGUCACCAGUGCUGUUGGCUCCAGUGUCGGUGUUACUUCUACCACCGCUGUGCCCGAGGAUUUGACCACUACUGUUGUGACUUAUGUGACCGAGACCACCUGCCCUGUCACUCAUACUAUCACUUCUGAUUCAUCAACCUAUGUGACUACCUCCAACACUGUGUCUACAGUCACCCUGACCUCCGUCUCGACUAUCUGCACCAAGUGUGCUGCCACAUCUGCUGUAGCCACCGGAACUUCCCCGGCAUCAAGCUCGAGCCCCGCUCCCUCAUCCUCUUGCCCUAAGACCGUUCCGCAGUGUAUCAACACCUGGCUCAGCCUCGUCCCCAAGUGCACUUCCAACAGCGAUGCUUCCUGCUUCUGCCCCAACAGCGAGUUCACCACAAAGGUCAUCUCUUGCAUCCAGGCCUGGGGUGCGUCCAAGGACCAGGUCCAGUCUGCUCUCUCUUACUUUACUGGUAUCUGCGCCGCCUGGGUUCCCCAGAACCCCGGCAUCGUGACCGCAAUCCCCUCUACCAUCACCUUGGUCCCAACCGUCGCUCCCUCAGUUCAACCCUCCGGCGUCGCAGCCGUCACUGGAACCGGCGCCGUCAUCACCGGUAGCACCGUGGCCUCUGUCACUCCCGCCCCUGUAAUCCCCUGCACCACAAUCACUUACUCGACCUACACCGUCACCGUGCCUCAGGUCAGCUUCGUGACCGGAUCUGGCACCGCCGAAGGUGCAAGCACAACUGUUGGUCUGGUUCCCGCCGGUCCCAGCGGUGCCUCCCCAGCGAACACCGGGAAGGUUCCCGUUCCCGCCUCGGCGACCUUUGUGACCGCUUCAAGCGGCUACGCAUCUCAUUCCGCGACACACUCGCCGAGUGCUAGCUCGUCACCGAUCUUCAACUCCGCGUCGAGCUUGUCUGUCGCUUCCAGCCUGGUGCUGGCUUCUCUAGCUGCUUUCUUCAGCUUGAUGAUGUAA